Molecule: messenger RNA, 1729 nt
Organism: Cydia pomonella (codling moth)
Lineage: Eukaryota; Metazoa; Arthropoda; Insecta; Lepidoptera; Tortricidae
Product: carboxypeptidase Q-like
Exons: 3
Coding region: 105-1520 (471 amino acids)
Biological process (GO): proteolysis; peptide catabolic process
Molecular function (GO): metallodipeptidase activity
Source: RefSeq, a predicted model, not a curated record
UCGCCCGUACUCUGUACUUGACAAGAAUACUUUAGAUUAAAGCCGAUAACCCAAACUACAAAAGCAGAUACCCUAUCACAGCAUCUCAGUACAAACGUACAGCUAUGGGUCUUGUAUUAUUACUAGCCCUUUGCAUUAUAUCAACAAGCCAAGCAAGGGUUUUAUCAAAAGAAAAUGUUUGUCAAUCAUUGUUGGGUGAAGAAUUGAUAAAAGAAAUUGCUUCCUAUGAGGACGUUAGGGACCAGAUAUUGGAUUAUGUGAACAAUGGAGACUUUAAAGGGAAGACAUAUGACGAACUCGCAAAGUUCGUAGACACAUUUGGCGCUCGACCGUCGGGUUCAGAAGUUUUGGAGAAGUCCAUCGACUACAUGAUAGACUUGGCUAGAAAAGAAGACUUAAAUGACAUCACCACUGAAGAAGUAGAGGUACCACAUUGGGUUCGAGGAGAAGAAAACAUUACAAUGCUAGAACCACGAGUGAAAAACAUAGCUCUCCUAGGGUUGGGGCGAAGUGUGAGCACACCACCAGAAGGAAUCACAGCCGAGGUUAUCGUGUUCAAUGAUUUUGACGAGCUCGAGAAUGCAACAAAUGAUGAAGUCGCUGGUAAAAUAGUUCUAUUCGAUCCCGAGUUUACCACUUAUGGCGAGACUGUAGUAUACAGAAGUCAAAGUGCAACCAAAGCGGCUGCUAAAGGUGCUGUAGCGUCACUUAUUAGAUCGAUAACGCCGUUUUCCAUUAAUACUCCUCACACUGGAUCACAAGUCUAUGGUGAUGGUGUAAACAAAAUUCCAACGGCAGCUAUCACUCUUGAAGAUGCUGAUUUGAUAAGAAGAUUAGUCGAUCGUGAUGUUAAAGUCAAGUUGAAUAUCAAAAUGCAAUCCACAUUUGAUACUAAAACAUCAAGGAAUACAUUGAUAGAUGUUAAAGGCACUGUUCUUCCGGAUAAAUUAGUAAUUGUUUCUGGUCAUAUAGAUAGUUGGGAUGUUGGUCAGGGUGCUAUGGAUGAUGGAGGUGGCUUAUUCAUUAGUUGGGCGGCACCUGUAAUUCUAAAACGCUUAAACUUAAGACCUAAAAGAACGAUAAGAUCGAUAUUCUGGACUGCGGAAGAACUAGGUCUCGUCGGUGCUUACGCAUACGAAAAGAAACAUAGAAAUGAGAGUGAUAAUAUAAACUUUAUUAUGGAAUCAGAUGAGGGAACAUUUGCGCCACUUGGUUUGGCUGUAGCUGGUAGUCAGAAAGCUAGAUGCAUCAUAGGCGAAAUCUUGAAACUUUUCGAAUCUAUAGGAGCUUCAGAACUGGUUGAAGACGAUAGUCCUGGCUCAGAUAUAACGGUUAUAACCAAUACUGGCGUACCUGGAGCUGGUUUACACAACGCUAAUGAAAAGUACUUCUGGUUUCAUCAUACUGAAGGAGAUACGAUGAACGUAGAGGAUCCUGAUGAGUUAGAUCUGUGUGCUGCGUUCUGGACUGCAGUGGCUUAUAUUAUUGCUGAUAUAUCAGAUGAUAUUCCACGAGCUUAGAUACAGUUGAUAGUGAAAAUGUUGAUACUAAACACUUUUUAAAAUAAAUUGAUCCCAAUUCAUUUAAAUUAAUCUGCGUAAAUUAAUUUCCUUUAAAACAGUAGUUAAAUCAAAAUUAUAGAAAAGUAUUGUAGCCAUAAAUUAAAUAAAGUUGUUUAUCUUUUGAUGUCAAAUUUAUGGAAAUACACUAAAAAUGUGAUAUACCUAAC